This is a messenger RNA of Pipistrellus nathusii (Nathusius's pipistrelle), 1878 nucleotides long. Lineage: Eukaryota; Metazoa; Chordata; Mammalia; Chiroptera; Vespertilionidae. The record is from the annotation of a GenBank genome assembly.
AUGGCCGGGGAGCGGCCCCCGCGGCGGGGCCCGGGGCCCGGGCCGGGAGAGGCGCCGGGGGAGGGGCCGGCGGGCGCGGGCGCGGGGGGAGGCCCGGGCCGGGGCCGCCCCUCCUCCUACCGGGCCCUCCGCAGCGCCGUGUCCAGCCUGGCGCGCGUGGACGAUUUCCACUGCGCCGAGAAGAUCGGCGCCGGCUUCUUCUCCGAGGUGUACAAGGUGCGGCACCGACAGUCUGGGCAAGUGAUGGUGCUGAAAAUGAACAGGCUGCCCAGCAACCGGGGGAACACGCUUCGGGAGGUGCAGCUGAUGAACCAGCUGCAGCACCCCAACAUCCUGAGGUUCAUGGGGGUCUGUGUGCACCAGGGGCAGCUGCACGCUCUUACAGAGUAUAUGAAUGGGGGAACCUUGGAACAGCUGCUCAGCUCUCCUGAGCCCCUCUCCUGGCCUGUCAGGCUCCGCCUGGCUCUGGAUAUUGCUCAGGGCCUGCAGUACCUGCAUGCCAAAGGCGUAUUCCACCGAGACCUCACAUCCAAGAAUUGUCUGAUCCGUCGGGAAGGCCGAAGCUUCACAGCUGUUGUGGGUGACUUCGGGCUGGCUGAAAAGAUUCCUGUGUACAGGGAAGGGGAAAGGAAGGAGCCAUUGGCUGUAGUGGGCUCCCCGUACUGGAUGGCUCCAGAGGUGUUGAGGGGUGAGCUAUAUGAUGAAAAGGCCGACGUCUUCGCCUUUGGGAUCGUCCUCUGUGAGCUCAUCGCACGAGUACCUGCGGACCCUGACUACCUACCCCGUACUGAGGACUUUGGGCUGGACGUGCCUGCUUUCCGGACCCUGGUAGGGGAUGACUGCCCACUACCUUUCCUGCUCCUGGCCAUCCACUGCUGCAGUAUGGAACCUAGCGCUCGUGCUCCCUUCACCGAAAUCACCCAGCACCUGGAAUGGAUCCUGGAGCAACUGCCUGAGCCAGCCCACCUCACCAGGGCUCCCCUGAUGCACAGUCAGGGGUCUGUCCCAAGAGGGGGUCCCUCUGCCACGCUUCCCAGGCCAGACCCUCGGCUCUCCCGAAGCCGAUCAGACCUCUUCCUGCCCCCAUCACUAGAAUCACCCCCGAACUGGGGGGACAAUCUGACUCGAGUCAACCCCUUCUCGCUGCGGGAAGACCUCAGGGGUGGCAAGAUCAAGCUCCUGGACACACCCAGCAAGCCAGUCGCCCCCCUGCCCCUUGUGCCACCAUCACCACUGCCCUCCACCCGGCUGCCCUUGGUGACGACUCCAGAGACCCCGCUCCAGCCUGGAACACCUGCCCGUCGCUGCCGCUCGUUACCAUCAUCCCCUGAACUCCCCCGGCGCAUGGAGACAGCACUGCCAGGCCCUGGCCCUCCCUCUGUGGGUCCCGUGGCGGAAGAGAGAAUGGAGUGUGAGGGCAGUAGCCCUGAGCCAGAACCCCCAGCUCCCCAGCUGCCCCUGGCUGUGGCCACAGACAACUUCAUCAGCACUUGUUCAUCAACCUCCCAGGCCUGGUCCUCCAGAUCAGGACCUCCCCUUAACAACAACCCCCCAGCUGUGGUGGUGAACUCCCCACAGGGCUGGGCCGGGGAGCCCUGGACCCGGGCCCAGCAUAGCCUGCCCCGGGCAGCGGCCCUGGAGCGGACAGAACCCUCGCCGCCCCCUUCAGCCCCUCGGGAUUCCGACGAGGGGCUACCCUGCCCUGGCUGCUGCCUGGGCCCCUUCAGCUUUGGCUUCUUGUCCAUGUGCCCCCGCCCCACACCAGCUGUUGCUCGCUACCGCAACCUGAACUGUGAGGCGGGCAGUCUCCUCUGCCAUCGAGGGCACCGUGCCAAGCCACCCACACCCAGCCUUCAGCUGCCUGGGGCACGCUCUUAG